Acomys russatus (golden spiny mouse) is the source of this 2433-nucleotide messenger RNA. It is a transcript of the gene Crtac1, whose product is annotated as cartilage acidic protein 1. The record is from RefSeq and is a predicted model, not a curated record. Bases 1 to 1914 code for a protein of 637 amino acids. Gene Ontology annotation, biological process: axonal fasciculation. Gene Ontology annotation, molecular function: calcium ion binding. Lineage: Eukaryota; Metazoa; Chordata; Mammalia; Rodentia; Muridae. The transcript has 14 exons.
AUGGUCAGGAUGGCUUUGCUCCUGCUGCCGCUGUGGCUUCUGCCCCUCACUGGGGGAUCCCAGAGGGCUGAGCCCAUGUUCACUGCAGUCACCAACUCAGUUCUGCCCCCUGACUAUGACAGCAACCCCACCCAGCUCAACUAUGGAGUGGCAGUGACGGAUGUGGACCAUGAUGGGGACUUUGAGAUCGUUGUGGCAGGGUACAACGGCCCCAACCUGGUUUUGAAGUACAUUCGAGCCCAGAAGCGGCUAGUGAACAUUGCAGUGGACGAGCGCAGCUCACCCUACUACGCUCUGAGGGACCGGCAGGGGAACGCCAUUGGAGUCACAGCCUGUGACAUCGACGGGGAUGGCCGUGAGGAGAUCUACUUUCUCAACACCAACAACGCCUUCUCAGGUGUGGCCACGUACACUGACAAGUUGUUCAAGUUCCGCAAUAACCGGUGGGAAGACAUCCUAAGUGAUGACGUCAACGUGGCCCGUGGAGUGGCCAGCCUCUUUGCCGGACGCUCAGUGGCCUGUGUGGACAGGACGGGCUCCGGACGAUACGCUAUCUACAUCGCCAACUACGCCUAUGGUGAUGUGGGGCCUGAUGCCCUCAUUGAAAUGGACCCUGAGGCCAGUGACCUGUCUCGGGGGAUCCUGGCACUCAGGGACGUGGCUGCUGAAGCUGGGGUCAGCAAAUACACAGCGGGCCGGGGUGUCAGCGUGGGCCCCAUUCUCAGCAGCAGUGCCUCAGAUAUCUUCUGUGACAACGAGAAUGGGCCCAACUUCCUCUUCCACAACCAAGGCAAUGGCACCUUCGUGGAUGCUGCAGCUAGUGCUGGGGUAGAUGACCCUCAUCAGCACGGACGAGGUGUGGCCCUGGCAGAUUUCAACCGUGACGGCAAAGUAGACAUUGUCUACGGCAACUGGAAUGGCCCACACCGCCUCUAUCUGCAGAUGAGUGUACACGGGAAGGUCCGAUUUAGGGACAUUGCGUCACCUAAGUUCUCCACACCCUCCCCUGUCCGAACUGUCAUUGCUGCUGACUUCGACAAUGACCAGGAACUGGAAGUCUUCUUCAACAACAUCGCCUACCGCAGCUCCUCAGCCAAUCGCCUCUUCCGUGUUAUCCGCAGGGAGCACGGGGACCCUCUCAUCGAGGAACUCAAUCCUGGUGAUGCGCUGGAGCCUGAGGGCCGGGGCACAGGGGGCAUAGUGACCGACUUCGAUGGAGAUGGGAUGUUGGACCUCGUCUUGUCACAUGGAGAGUCCAUGGCUCAACCACUCUCUGUCUUCCGGGGGAAUCAGGGCUUCAGCAACAACUGGUUGCGUGUGGUGCCUCGCACCCGGUUUGGAGCCUUUGCCAGGGGUGCCAAGGUUGUACUGUACACCAAGAAGAGUGGGGCACACCUACGGAUCAUUGAUGGGGGGUCCGGCUACCUGUGUGAGAUGGAGCCUGUGGCACAUUUUGGCCUGGGAAGGGAUGAAGCCAGCAGCGUGGAGGUGACGUGGCCAGAUGGCAAGAUGGUGAGCCGCAGUGUGGCCCGCGAGGAGAUGAACUCAGUAUUAGAGAUCCUCUACCCCUGGGAAGAAGACAAACGUCAGAACACAGCCCCAUUAGAGUGCGGCCAAGGAUUCUCCCAGCAGGACAAUGGCCAUUGCAUGGACACUAAUGAAUGCAUCCAGUUUCCAUUCGUUUGCCCGCGAGACAAGCCCGUGUGUGUCAACACCUAUGGAAGCUACAGGUGCCGGACCAAUAAAAGAUGCAGUCGGGGUUACGAGCCCAACGAAGACGGCACAGCCUGUGUGGCUCAAGUGGCCUUUUUAGGUGGGUACUCUUCGGCUGCCUUUAGACUCUCUGAGCCUCUCUCUCAGGCCGCAUAUCUUUCUCUAGGCCUGGGACUUUGCCUUCAGUUAUAUGCACUUUAAAUCCCAUCAAUAAAGGAAAAAAAAUCUAACAACCUUUGUGGAAAACUAUAUCUCUCCUGCUGCCUACCUCUCUCCACACCCAAUAGAUUCUGCCAUGUGCUCCUUCGAACGGACAGCAGGGGUGGCCAUCUUUGAGAAGGGAAUUUGGGAGAUACUGAUGGGAUCUUAGUUGUUUGUGAAGCCUUUCUUUGCAUGUUUUCUGAGAAAACAGAGAAAGAAAGUAUCUCCUCUACCCAACCCUUCGUUCCUUCAGAAGAACCAAGACAGUCUGGUCAUUUCCGUAUCUUUGUCAGCUUCUUAUUUUGCCCUUAACAAAGAUGGCUCCCAGAUGGUUGCUUGCUCGGUUGAUUGAGUAAUGUAUCAUGUGCCUGCUGAUUUGGCCUGUGCUGUUGCUGCUAUGUACAACCUGAUUUCCUAUGAUUAUGAAAGCCUUAUUGGGUUGGUGGUGGUGAUGGGAAGGGGAAGGGUGGCCCUUUGGGACUGUUGAUAAAAAUGCUUAAGUUUGAACUUGCUAAGUCU